CAAUGAUUCUACUGCACUUAUCAAUCUACCCUUGGGUAGACGCGCAUAUAGACCAACCGAGGCAAAAAAUGAACUUCCUUGGGCCACGGCUCUCUAUGACUUUAACAAGCACAAAGCCACCACAAGUCAGCUCACCAAGUGCUACAUUAAUCGUUCUAGACUAUCGCAAUCGAUAACCAACAGCAGCUCCGCUCACAACACACAUUCAACAGCUAGCAAUCUAUCAUACAUACCCUGCACCUUUCUCCAUAUCUCAAAGACCAAAGUCAAUACUCCCUCUCAAGUCCAAAAUGCUCUCACUCCUAUUUCUACGCAAUCCAAGCCUCAACCUCCUCAGAAAGCCCACAUUCCACGGAACAACGACCAUCAACAAAAUCGAAUAAGCAGCCAUUAGACUAUGUGGAAGACGAUGUGUAAACAGUUACACCAGGGAGAACUUAGCCAAACUUUCUCAGUACGCCUACCAGCGAUUACAUACUAGGAGAUAUGGUUUACUGGGAUGGUUAUUAGUGUUCUGUGUAUUAUUAUGCGGAGCAUAUACCGGCUGGCUGAGCUGUCUCAAGGAUGGUUGGGGUAUCUCAUCACAUAUGAGAAGUGUUUCAUCUUAUUGGACGCUGUAAUAAUGGCUAUAGCAGUCGGGAUCUUGGCUAUCUUUCAUUUUGAUGAUACCUACCAGUUAGUCCACGGGUGGGAAGACGCUAUCGGGAGCUGGCGCCGAUCAUUGUCGAAUAAUACAUAGUGCAUGCCAAGCAUCUAUUGGCAAACCGAGACUGCAAGACUCUGCUCCGCGUAAGUGAAUAACUAAAUGUCCGUUUCCUGUAUGCAAACCCUUUCACCCAGUCAUAGUUCAAUCCGUCAACCAGCCUAUUAAUUUCAGGACUGUUUGUGCCUCGGAAGGCCGAAAAGCCCAAUGCUGCACUAUACCAGCUUCGGGCUUGGGCUUUAUAUGCCAUGACGCGAUCUAGGCCUCGGAAAUAACCGUAAAGACCGAGGACCAGACCGCACCAGACCGGACCGUACCAGUCUUGAGUCCUGACUCUGGGGAGGCUUGGUCCUACAGUCCUAUAAACAAGAUAAACAGAUCUAAACCUCUGAUAUAUAUAUAAGCUGUAUAUAGCCGCUUA
This is a messenger RNA of Aspergillus caelatus, 1124 nucleotides long. RefSeq lists its product as uncharacterized. NCBI's taxonomy places the organism in Eukaryota, Fungi, Ascomycota, Eurotiomycetes, Eurotiales, Aspergillaceae. Gene Ontology annotation, cellular component: fungal-type vacuole; plasma membrane. The record is from RefSeq and is a predicted model, not a curated record. The transcript has 3 exons. Bases 500 to 739 code for a protein of 79 amino acids.